UGAAAAUCUUAGACAUGAUUUCGAAUAAUAUUCUUAGAUAUAUGCGCGCUCGUGUGCGCGUGUGUGUUUGUAUAUAUAACAAUAUAUGUAAUCAAGUGCAAUCUUAUUCGUAACAUUUCAAAUUCUCAUAAUUAUUUAUAAUAGAAUAUCUUUCUCCAAUUAUGCAAUUAUUUGUAAAAAUAAUUUAAAAUUUAAGAGACAUGAUUAUCGUUAUAAAAAUGUUCAUCUAUCGAACGCUUUCGUGAAUACAUAUCUUUUUUAUAGGUUUUUUUUCGCAUCCAAGUAGCAACUAACAGCUAACUAACAGCUUAGCUAUAUGUACCUUAGGCGGCUUUAGUGCAACUCGACACAAGCUUGCAUCAGCAAUCGUGAACAUACAGGAGAUUGGUGCAUUAUACACCAUGAUGUAAUAUUCAUGAUACGAAGCAUAAGAAAUGUAUGCUGCAAUUUAGAACAAACUUGUGGCAUAAAUAAUUUCAAAUUGAAAUAAAUCGACAGAGAUAUGUGUGUGUAAUGUGUCAUAUCUUCUCUAACUUGAUUAUCGAGAGCGUAGAAUUUAUUCAUGGCUUAACAGGUUGUAAUAUAUUACAACCGCGUGAUGCAAUAACGCCUUAUUAUGAACAUAGUGUGUUGCUACCGUGCAUAUACGAUGUGAAGUUUUUGGGAAAAAAAUGUUUCAAGUACACUAGACAGGUUUGCUGCAGCACACGUAUAAAUAGGCUUACAUUUUAGAGCAGAGCAUUCAAUUCAAUCCUCGUGCUUCAACGAGAAAUAGAAAAACAGGACAACCAUGUUCAAAUUCUUAGUAUUCUGUGGUUACCUUUUGGCCCUCGCAAAUGGCGUCUUCGGCGGCCUGAUUUCAGCACCCGCACCUGCGGCUGCAUGGGCAAUUGCACCAACGCCUAUUGCCUUAAAAUCAGCUCCAUUGGCAAUUGCACCAGCGCCUAUUGCCUUAAAAGCACCUACAUUGACAAUUGCACCAGCGCCUAUUGCCUUAAAACCAGCUACAUUGACAAUUGCACCAGCGCCUAUUGCCUUAAAACCAGCUACAUUGACAAUUGCACCAGCGCCUAUUGCCUUAAAACCAGCUACAUUGACAAUUGCACCAACGCCUAUUGCCUUAAAAUCAGCUCCAUUGGCAAUUGCACCAGCGCCUAUUGCCGCUGCUCCCAUUCUAAAAGCAGCACCAUGGGCCAUCGCAUCCGCUCCCGCCGCUCAAUGGGCCAUCGCCCAACCCGCAGCACCUUUGGGACUUAAAUGGGGCUAAAUCACUAAAUCAUACUUUGAAAGAGAUACAAGACAUCGCACUUUCUCCAGCAAUUACACAUACAUCACAAAAUGUACUAUCGUCAAUUCCUUGUUAGAUCUUGCAUUUCUUAAAAUUAAGAAUCACUAAAUAUAUUGUUUUAAAAUGUCACUCUUUCUCACUAAAUAUUUUAUAAAUUAUUGACGUCGAACGUCAAAAGCGGAACCAAUAAUAAAAUUUUGUACAAAAAAGAAAUAUAAAA
This is a messenger RNA of Linepithema humile (Argentine ant), 1508 nucleotides long. The record is from RefSeq and is a predicted model, not a curated record. NCBI's taxonomy places the organism in Eukaryota, Metazoa, Arthropoda, Insecta, Hymenoptera, Formicidae.